Messenger RNA from Saccostrea cuccullata (small rock oyster), 600 nucleotides. RefSeq names its product fibrinogen-like protein A. The annotation marks the transcript as partial. The transcript is spliced from 5 exons. Lineage: Eukaryota; Metazoa; Mollusca; Bivalvia; Ostreida; Ostreidae. The record is from RefSeq and is a predicted model, not a curated record.
AUGGAUAUGAACUGUGCCGAGGGCUGUGAUUGUCUCCCUAUCACAAACAAGUUCGGCCCUGAGUCAGAGCAGUACCCUGUCACUUUGGACGGAAAUAACGUUUCUUAUGUUUGCAAACUCAUCUCAGGAGAAGUUUGGACUGUAAUUCAGCGAAGAAUUAAUGGAGUGAUUGAUUUUCACAGUAAACUUUGGACAGAGUAUGAAGCGGGAUUUGGUUCCAACUCUAAUGAAUUUUGGAUAGGUUUGAAGGAGAUCCAUCGUUUAACCUCUGUGGGUUUAACUAAGAUCCGUAUCAACCUGGGAUUUGAAGACGGUUCUGAUGGCUAUGCUCAAUACAGCCAUUUUACAGUUGGGGGAACGGAUACAGACUACAUGUUAACGAUAUCAGGCUAUAGUGGCACUGCUGGUGACAUGAUGAUAACCACAGACUCGGACGUUAAUCUAAAUGGGAUGAAGUUUUCAACAAUCGAUCGCGACAAUGAUCACUACAGCAGCGGAAGUUGUGCUGCUUACUAUAAAGGAGCGUGGUGGUUCAAAUACUGCACAUUGUCAAAUCUGAAUGCAUUGUAUAAUGAUUUUAAUAAUUUUGCAUGGGGUCCA